This is a messenger RNA of Pseudozyma hubeiensis SY62, 1182 nucleotides long. RefSeq lists its product as hypothetical. Lineage: Eukaryota; Fungi; Basidiomycota; Ustilaginomycetes; Ustilaginales; Ustilaginaceae. Gene Ontology annotation, molecular function: protein binding; translation initiation factor activity; metallopeptidase activity. The record is from RefSeq and is a predicted model, not a curated record. Bases 1 to 1182 code for a protein of 393 amino acids. The transcript has a single exon. Gene Ontology annotation, cellular component: cytoplasm; eukaryotic translation initiation factor 3 complex; cytosol.
AUGGCCGCUGCCGCCGCUCCAGCGCCUGCCACCAACGCCGCUUCCGCCAUCUCCAAACCGUCCAGCGCUGAUGCUCAGUCCGAGCUUGACCGUGCCGCUCUCGAAGCUCUCGAGCUCGAUUCGGACGUGAUCACCUCUGUCCGUCUCGACGGCUUGGCUCUUACUAAAAUCGUCAAGCACUGCCGCGAUGCACACCCUGCCUCCGCUUCGGGUGCCCUUCUCGGCAUGGAUCUCGGCGGAACUCUAGAGGUUUCCAACGUCUUUGCGCUUCCCAACCCUGGCCGAAGCAACAGCGAGCGCGAUGAAGAGGAGGACCGAAGCAGUAGGAAUGCCACCAGAUACACCUCGGACAUGGUCCGAUUGCUGCGAGACGUCAAUGCAGAUGCCAACCCAGUCGGUCUCUACCAGGGCUGCUUCCUGGGCGCCUUCCUCAACUCGUCUGUCGUCGACGGCCUUGCCGCCAUCUCUGGACUCGUGGAGCGCGACGGUGCCAGCGGACGUGGCAAGGGCGUUCUCAUCGUUCACGACCUUGCCCAGUCUGCCCAGGGCAACACUUCGGUCAAGGCGUACCGACUUUCGCCUUCGUUUGUCGAGGCCCAGAAGAAGGGCAAGUUCCACACGCAGAGCCUCAUCGACCACAAGCUCACCUUUGCCAACAUCCUCAUCGAAAUUCCCGUCUCUCUCCGUAACACUGCCCUGCUCGACGCUUUCUUGAGCAGUAUCUCCACACCUAGCGCAUCCGGCCCCUCGAUCGUGCAGCCCAGCACAUCGGAUCUGUUGCGCAACCCACCCACCGCCGCUCUCACACCCUCCUACACUUCCCUCAACCUCGCAUUGGAGCCCGUCCUCGCGUCGUCGCUCGAGUCGACGCUCGAGAUCAUGGACGAGCAUGCCGCCGAGGCUGGCAACGUCGGUUUCCAGGCCCGACAGCUCGCACGUGAGAAGGCCAAAGCUGAAGCUUACCUUGCCCGCAAGAAGGCCGAGAACGCAGCACGCGAGGCGCAAGGCCUGGCACCGCUUCCCAUCGAGGACGUCAACCGUCUGUUCAAGAUCCCUGCCGAGCCAUCGCGUCUCGAGGCCACCUUGCUCCUGGGUCAGAUGGACAGCUCGGCGAAACGUCUUGCCGAGACUGCCGCUCUUGGCGUCAUUCAGCUCAACGCCGCUAAGACCGGUGCCGUUUAG